Cicer arietinum (chickpea) is the source of this 1127-nucleotide messenger RNA. RefSeq lists its product as uncharacterized. Gene Ontology annotation, cellular component: Golgi apparatus. Lineage: Eukaryota; Viridiplantae; Streptophyta; Magnoliopsida; Fabales; Fabaceae. The record is from RefSeq and is a predicted model, not a curated record.
AUCCCAAUGAAUUGGGUUGUAUCCCAUCCCGGUUGACAUCGCAUCACUUGCUUCUUGUUUCGUCUCCGUUCGAUCACCACAUUUUCUUGAUUUCAACAAAUCUAAGCCGUUCAUUCAAAUCCCAAAACGCGGGAAAAAUCCGAAACGCAAAGAAAAAAGAUAGAGAGCAUAGAGUGAUAUAUACGGAGAGUUAGAUAGAGAGACUGGAAGAGACAAAAAACAACACAAAUAGAGAUAUACAGAAAGACUGAAAAAGAGAGGGCAUUUUCGAGAAAUGGCACCAAAACGCAAAACUGAGGAACCGGCGCAAGCUACUGCCGUGGCGGGAAGAGUAACUCGUUCUUCAGGGAGAGUAACUCGUUCAUCGGCGAGUUCAGGUACUAAGUUUAUCGAGUUACCAGUCACUAGGAAAUCACCCAACAAGAAGAAAAAGGUUGAGAAAAAAGCUGAAUCUAAAGGUAAAGGUAAACCGAAAGAAGCUUCUACAUCUGAAGGUGAGAAAGCGGAAGCAGAAACCUUUGAGGAUGUUCCAGAAGCUUCUAACAAGACUGUUGUCAUCAUUGAGCAUUGUAAGCAAUGCAACUCAUUCAAGACGAGAGCUCUUCAGGUGAAAGAAGCACUAGAGAAGAGUGAUGUUGAUGUCAUUGUGAAAGUGAACCCUGAGAAGCCAAGAAAAGGUUGCUUUGAAAUACGCGUACAAGGGGGCAAGCAGUUCAUUAGCCUUUUGGACAUGAAGCGCCCGUUCAAACCAAUGAAGGAGUUGGACAUGGACGAGGUCAUCUCAGGCAUCGUUAAUGAUUUAUCAAACGCAAAUGGGCUCUAGUUGUUUCACAAGUUCUCUUUUGGCUUGACUUAUAGUCGAAUUAGUUAAAUUGAUCUAAUGGUAAAAAUUCUUGGAUAGAUACAUCAAAGAUUGUAUUAAAUGUUGUUUUGUGGCUGUUAGUUUGAGAUGAUGCAACUAAUUAGGAGUUGAUGCAGUCAUUUUGGAUAUGGUAACUGUCUAGGAUUGAGUACCAUUGAUUUUGGUAUUAGGGAACCACAGGUUUCAUUUGCAUAUUCAGAUCCAAUUCCAGAUUAUAUUUUUUUGCCAGUUCUACUAUAAUGUCUUGUGAAAUAUCUGUUGUUUC